Molecule: messenger RNA, 568 nt
Organism: Seminavis robusta
Lineage: Eukaryota; Bacillariophyta; Bacillariophyceae; Naviculales; Naviculaceae
Source: the annotation of a GenBank genome assembly
AUGGCCCCAAGCAAAGCACCCUCAAAAGCCCCUUCAAAAGUGCCCACAAAGGCACCGACCAAAGCACCCUUCAAAGCUCCUUCAAAAGCACCAACAAGGGCUCCAAGCAAAGCCCCCACAAGAGCUCCUUCAAAAUUGCCCACAAAGGCACCGACCAAAACACCCUCCAAAGCUCCUACUAAGGCUCCUACAAAGACACCUACCAAGGAACCCUCAAAUGCUCCGACAAAAGCCCCUACCAAGGCUCCAAGCAAAGCUCCUACCAAGGCUCCAACUAUCCCUCCAGGAUCUGCCCCCACUGCUGCUCCAUCACCUGUAUUUAAUGCCAAGAGUGUCUUGAUUGCAGCUCUAGAACAAGGUGACUAUUCACCCUCAGGUCCCUAUGGGUCAAUUCUGACUUGGAAUGUGCAGGCAGUUGAUAACUUUGACGGCUUGAUCAGUGGGCUGACUCAGCCUGAUUUGACAACAUGGAAUGGAGAUGUCAGCAUGUGGGAUGUUAGUGGAGUAACUUCGAUGUCUUAUCUCUUCGGAACUGCUGCAAGUUUCAAUGUGCCACUGAACAAUUGGG